Fomitopsis serialis is the source of this 1107-nucleotide messenger RNA. Its product is annotated as NAD-P-binding protein. The record is from RefSeq and is a predicted model, not a curated record. The coding region runs from base 1 to 1107 and encodes 368 amino acids. The transcript is spliced from 9 exons. Lineage: Eukaryota; Fungi; Basidiomycota; Agaricomycetes; Polyporales; Fomitopsidaceae.
AUGGGGUUCUUCACUGAAGCGUACUACAUGUCCGUGUUGACCAAGAGGACUUUCUUUCCGCGCAGAGAUUUCAAGGCAGAGAGCGUACCUGAUCUCAGCGCGCGUGUUAUAAUCGUGACUGGAGGAAAUGUCGGGAUAGGAAGAGAGACGAUCAAGGUUCUACUCCAACGCAAUGCAAAGGUCUACAUGGCGUCGCGGAACAGGGACAAAGCCGAGGCGGCCAUCAAGCGCCUCAAAGACGAGACAGGACAGGACGCCAUCUUCCUCGAGCUGGACUUGAGCAGCCUGGCGUCAGUCCGGAAGGCAGCGAGCGAGUUCUUGAGCAAGGAACCGGAGUUGCAUGUCUUGUUCAACAAUGCCGGAGUGAUGGGUCCGCCUAUCGACGAACUCACCGCGGAAGGCUUCGACCUCCAAUUCGGCACCAAUGUUAUCGGUCACUUCCUCUUCACGGAGCUGCUCAUGCCCGCGCUCCUCGCCGGUGCCCAGAGCUCGCCUGACCACCACGCGCGCGUCAUCACGACCUCCUCCUCCACCGCGAUGUACGGCAAGAUUGACUUCGGCUCUGUCCGCGAGGGCUCGGCCCGGCGGCGGUACUCGCAGGACGCAUUGUAUGCUCAGAGCAAGCUGGCGAACGCGAUCGUGGCGCACCAGGCGGCGAAGCGGUAUGGAGGGAAGGGGAUCGUGUCGAUAUCUGUGGAUCCAGGGUGCAUCGCGACCGAGCUCCAGCGGUACUCCCUCAGCUUGCCCGGCCUUCGGGGCCCUAAACAAGGUCAUCGUACGUCACCUUCUGCAUCCUCUCUCAGUGAGUGGUCUCUGACCAUGAUCGAUGAUAACGGGACACAACAAAUGGAACACGAAUUGAACACAUACGACGAAUUCCUGGUGCAACAUACGGCCACGCACUGGCAGGCAACACUGUUGCUCCGCCCUGCGCCCUUCGGCGCGCUCACCCAGCUCUGGGCGGGCACCACACCCGAGGCGAUCGAGCACAACGGCAAGUACGCGAUCCCGACGGCACGGAUUGGCCCCUGCAGGGCGGAGGCGUACGACGACGAGCUGGGCCAGAAGAUGUGGACCUUCCUGGAGAACAGUGUCAAGGAGGCAUAG